AUGAUCCUUGGGUCAUCACGAGCACGUAGGAAUUCGCGGAUCUCAAUUUGGUUAACGUUUGAACCCCGAACGGAUCUCGCAUAUUGUUGUUUGACGGAUCAUAAAACGGAGUCCCGGAUACUCCAGGAAUGCCAACCUGAGAACCAGGUUUACAGUAAACAGUUCAGUUAUAGAUCAGGAACAGAACAAAGAACUAUGUGUGGCUUGAUCCCUCAGAAAGGGUACGUAGGCAGCCUACAGUUAUCAGGCGCAGCCACGAGUUUCGACCCGGAUUCCAAAGUGGAAAUUGGGUCAGGUCGUUUCAUUGGAAAUUGCCGACAGCAUGACUACACAGACCUAAACAAGGCCUGUCCGAAGGAUAGCUUCCCGUUACCUAGGAUUGACCAGCUCGUUGAUGCGACGGCAGGUUACGAACUGCUCAGCUUCAUGGACGACUAUUCAGGAUACAACCAGAUAUUCAUGCACCCUCCCAACAGCGAGCAUACGGCAUUCAUCACUGACCGUGGAUUGUAUUGUUACAACGUCAUGUCGUUCGGCCUGAAAAACGCAGGGGCAACAUAUCAAAGGCUUGUCAAUCGAAUUUUCGCUAAACACAUCGGCAGCAUCAUGGAGGUGUAUGUCGACGAUAUGUUGGUGAAAAGCGGAACGGCAGAGGAGCAUCUGGAGAAGGCAUCAGUGUGUCUGCGAAAAAUCAAGGUCAUAAUCUACAUGGAGAGGCCAAAAACGCAGAAGGACAUUCAGAACCUUACCGGGCGUGUCGCUGCCUUAACCCGCUUCAUCUCCAAGGCUACCGAUAAAUGCGUACCGUUCUUUAAAGCCUUGAAAGGGGGCAAACAGAAUAUUACGUGGACCGCCGAAUGCAACAAGGCAUUUCAAGACCUAAUGAACUACAUGAGUAAAGCACCGCUAUUGUCAAAAACACUUCCUGGAGAAGUUCUCCUUCUCUACCUUUCGGUAUCCAGCACUGUCGUUAGCUCAGUGUUGAUACGAAAGCCAGAGAAGGCAGAACUACCGAUCUUCUAUGUCAGCAAGGCGCUGCAGAGCUUCGGUAUCCCCCCCUUGGAACAGCUAGCUCUAGCCCUCGUCGUCUCAGCUCGAAGGCUCCGCCCAUACUUCCAAGCGCACGAGAUCACGGUUCUAACCAAUCAACCCCUUCGGCAGGUACUCCAAAAGCCAGAAACAUCCGGCCAAUUGGUAAAAUGGGCGAUUGAGCUCAGAGAAUUUGACAUACAAUUCAAGCCCAGGCCUACAGAGAAGGGUCAAUCUGUUGCCGAUUUCAUUUCUGAGCUUACACCUACGGUACCAUUAGAACCUGCCAUUUCAGAUGCUGAUGCCGGAAAACCAGAAAGGCAGAAUACCGAAUGCCUUGAUUCUUCCGUUCCUGUAUGGAUUCUGCAUGUCGAUGGCUCUUCAAAUCAACAAGGUUGUGGGGCUGGUCUGGUGUUGACUACUCCAGACGGAGCCAAGGUCGAGUAUGCCCUUCGAUUCAACUUCAGAACCUCCAACAAUGAGGCAAAGUAUGAGGAUCUCUUGGUCGGCCUUUGGCUAGCCAAGAGCAUGAGCGCAAAACAAAUCAGCAUUCACAGUGACUCCCAGCUCAUAGUGAAUCAGAUAACGGCAGACUUCGCAGCCAAGGAUGCCUCUAUGUUAGCCUACCUAUCGGCAGCCCACCAACUCCUACAAAAAUUCCAGGCCUACCAGAUUUGGCAGAUCUCCAGAUCAGAAAACAGUCACGCCGACGCCAAGCGACAAGGUCGGAAGGAAGGUGCCGGUGGAGAUAUUAUCCCAACCAAGCACGGCAGCUGCUGA
Prunus armeniaca (apricot) is the source of this 1809-nucleotide messenger RNA. NCBI's taxonomy places the organism in Eukaryota, Viridiplantae, Streptophyta, Magnoliopsida, Rosales, Rosaceae. The record is from the annotation of a GenBank genome assembly.